UCCGGCUCCGGAGCACCGCCCUCCUCCUCCUCCUCCUCCAGCUGCACAGAGGAGCUGCUGCUGCCUGUCACACUGACCGAGGACCGACCCAAUCCACACGGCCACUCAGGACCAGGAGUGACGGAACACACCGAACGGAAGGAGACACUGGACUCGGGCUGGAGACAUGAGACUGGGCAUGACGGCGCGGGCCAAGCUGAGGGUGUAGCCACAUCUGGCAGCGAGCGUGGAAGCAAGCAGGAGCCCUCAGCACACCGAAGCACCCAUUGCAGCGGGCAAGAUGGGAGAGACGAAGGAGGAGACGGACAAUGUGGGGAAGCAGUUUGAGAACUUUGUUCAGGCCUCGACCUGUAAAGGAACAAUUCAAGCCUUCAACGUCCUCUGCAGACGGCUAGACCUCGACCCUGCAGACAACAGCACCUUCUACAGCAGCCUGAGGGCAAAGGUCACCACCUGGAAGGCUAACGCACUGUGGAGUAAGCUGGACAAGAGGAUGUCCCACAAAGAGUACCAGAAAGGCCAAGCCUGUGUGGGCACCAAGUGCCUUAUCAUCGGAGGAGGUCCCUGUGGCCUGCGGACAGCCAUCGAGCUCGCCUUGAUGGGCGCUAAAGUGGUGGUGAUUGAGAAGAGGGACUCGUUCUCCAGGAACAAUGUGCUGCACCUUUGGCCCUACACCAUCCAUGACCUGCGCGGCCUGGGAGCCAAAAAGUUCUAUGGCAAAUUCUGUGCCGGGGCCAUUGACCACAUCAGCAUUCAGCAGCUGCAGCUGAUGCUCCUGAAAGUUGCGCUCCUCGUCGCUGUGGAGUUUCACGUCAACGUGGAGUUCGUCAAGCUGCUGGAGCCUCCAGAGGACCAGGAAAAAGAAGUGAUUGGAUGGAGGGCUGCAAUACGACCUGCUGAUCACCCUGUGGCCAGCUUUGACUUUGAUGUCGUUGUGGGGGCUGACGGACGCAGGAACACUCUGGAAGGUUUCAAAAGGAAGGAGUUCAGGGGUAAACUGGCCAUCGCCAUUACAGCUAACUUCAUCAACAGGAACACCACAGCAGAGGCCAAAGUCGAGGAGAUCAGUGGCGUGGCUUUCAUCUUCAACCAGAAGUUCUUUCUUGACCUCAAAGAAGAAACGGGUAUCGAUCUGGAGAACAUUGUCUACUACAGGGACAACACGCAUUACUUUGUAAUGACUGCCAAGAAACAGAGUCUGCUGGACAAGGGAGUGCUCAUUAAUGAUUACAUAGACACCCAAAUGCUGCUUAGCAGUGAGAAUGUCAACCAGGAAGCACUUCUGUGCUACGCCCGAGAGGCUGCUGACUUUGGCACCAACUACCAGCUUCCUACCCUGGAUUUUGCCAUGAACCACUGCGGGCAGCCAGACGUGGCGAUGUUUGACUUCACAAGCAUGUACGCCUCAGAGAACGCCGCUCUGGUCAGAGAGCGGUUCGGACACCAGCUGCUGGAGGCGCUGGUUGGCGACAGUCUCGUAGAGCCCUUCUGGCCGAUGGGAACAGGUUGUGCGAGAGGCUUCCUGGCUGCCUUCGACUCAGCGUGGAUGGUAAAGAGCUGGGCUCAGGGUCAGACAGCCCUAGAGGUGCUGGCAGAGAGAGAGAGUAUUUACAGACUACUUCCUCAGACGACACCAGAAAACAUUGCCAAAAACUUUGACCAGUACACCAUCGACCCUGGGACGCGAUACCCCAACCUCAACUCCUCCUGUGUCAGACCCCACCAGGUGCGUCACCUGUACAUCAGUGCAGAGCUGAAUACCUGCUCCCUGGAGCGGGCUGCCACCAUACGACGACCUGUCAAUCUCAGCAGGCGAGAGUCGGAGAUCAGACCAGCAAGGCUUCUUACCUGGUGCCAGAAACAGACCGAGGGCUACAGGAAUGUGACGAUCACAGACCUGACGUCUUCUUGGCAAAGCGGCCUCGCCCUCUGCGCCCUCAUCCACAGGUUCAAACCUCAGCUGAUAGAUUUUGAUUCAUUAAAUGAAGAAGACCAUGCUGCAAACCUCCAGCUUGCUUUCGACAUCAGUGAGCGGGAGUUCGGGAUCUGCUCGUUCACGUCCGUGAAGGAGCUGAGUGCUGGUGAGGAGCUGGAUAAGACCCGGAUGAUCGCAUACCUGUCCAAGUUCUACGAGCUGUUCCGUGGAACACCUCUACCUGCAUCAGGGUCCAGAGCAGUAGAUGAAAACAAUGAAGAAUAUCCAUCUAAAGAAGUCAGAAGUAAAAAUAAUGUCCUCAAUAUGGCAGCUCCUAGGAAACGGGUUCCAAAGGAUGAAAAGAGGUCAGACGGAACAGACCCCACUUACAAAAGGAGGCGAAAGUUCUGUUAUUUCGAGGAGGCCACCAAUCUGUCCAGUAAUGGCUCCUCAGUGCGAGAGGGGCAGGAACCUAGGGAAAAUAAAGUGCGCUCCAUUUCUACUCAGUUGCUCGCCAAAUUUGAAAACAAACCCAGCCACGCAGUCCGCAGAACACAGUUUGAUUGUGAGACGUCUUCCUCACUGCAAACUCUCGACCUGACUGACCUAAAACUCAGACCUGUGGUUCCACCCAAACCUUCUCCUGAGACACAGGUAGACAGGAGACGACGUCUAAGACGCCCCAACGGUCCUCAAUGUAGUUUUGAAUUUAGUGUCAGAAGAGCUGCAGAGCAGUUAGUCCGCCUGCCGACAAAGACUCUGCCCGAACCUCAGCUCCAGCCCCAGCAUCCAUUUUCCACAGUGAAGCUCAGACACGUUGAUCAAACACACGCCGAGACGAAGGCCCAGCCUCAGCCUGAGAGCGCAGACCCCCCUGCUUCUUCUUCUUCUUCUUCUUGCCACUCAGCCAUCCAUUUCAUGUCAAGAGUCCUCCAGCGCCUCAGGGAGGUGGAUGAACACGUCUCUGAGAAAAAAGCUCAGACACAACAGACUAGAGAGUUUCACACAAAGAGUAUAAAGGACAAAGCCAUGCAUCUUAGAGGGUUGUUCUCAGGAGACGGUUCUGCUGAACUCAAGAGCUGCUCUGUUCGACGGUCGUUCCCCCAGUCGGGUGACAAGUGUCACUCAUGCGAGCGGCGUGUUUACAUGGUGGAGCGGGUCAGUGCCGAGGGGCUGUUCUUCCACAGGGAGUGUUUUCGCUGUUCCACCUGCAGCUCAGCUCUGCGACAGGGAGCGCACGCCUUCGACUCUGACCAUGGGAAAUUGUACUGCAAACUCCAUUUUGAUCAACGCAACACAGGGACACAUCUACGCAGGAGUUUCUCUCUCCGUUCUAAUCCUACUGGAGUUGGAGUUCCGGAGCGACGUGCCGCUGAAGGAGAGAGCUCUCAGUCCAGCAGCACAGCAGACCUGCCGAGUCGACCCGCAGCAGGUACCUUCAGCUCGUUCAUUAGGAACCGGCUAAGCUGGCCCCUGAGUGUGACUCGCACGGUGUGUAACGCCCCCUGGUAUCUGUCCCGCUGUGUGCGUAGCACGGCACAGGCCCUCGCCGGCCACAUGAGGGCCAACGCCCAGGACUAUACAUUCCUCUUUGAGCUACUGAGCAUGAGUUUGCCCCUGCUGUUUGUUUUACAAGAGGUACUGCUGCAGAUGCACACAGAGGCCAUGCCUUACGGGCCAAGCUCUUUACAGCUUCUACUGCUGUGGCUGCGGGAGCAUGUAGGCACCGGCCUCAUCUAGACACCCAGCGGAGCCCAGCUGUUAAUCCCUAACCCUGAACAUCACCGCCCAUAUAAAUCUGAGGCUAAGCUGCACCUUAGCUGAACUGUUCUAAUCUCGCUGUCAUUUAAAGCCGGACACAAGCACCUUUUUAAUGUUUACUAUUGUUUAAUUUGCUCCCGGUGUGUUGGACGUACUUUGCCAUCAGCCGAAGAAGAGACAACUUUUUGCAGUUUACUACCGGAGGCUGCUGCAGUGUGUCACAUAGCUGGAAGCAGACACAUGUUUGCAGUGUUUAGAUGUGCACUGGUUUAAUUUAGAUGAUCUUCUUUAGAUAAUUAGUAAUCAAAAGGCAAAUCAAAAUGAAACCGGCCCAGUACGUGCCUUAAAGACUUGAGACUGCUGGAAUGUCUGAUCGUCAUUGCUGUAGAAUCUAACCUUUUACAAACUGCCCUGAAAACCAGGCGCCUGCAGUGAAAGUUUUCUGAACUCGGUUUACGACUGACUGACUGACUUGAUGCACUUUAUGUUGGGGAACUGCCUUGUGGACGGAGCAGGAGACGCUCACAGUGGAUAAAAGCCUGGUCUCAUAUUAACGCAGUCAGGUUUUCCUUUGACUACACAUAUGUGCUGCUGCCAUAUGUUUUAUUUUAAUACAGUAUAUAUAUGCAACACGAUUUUUACCUUUACUUUAAUGAACUGUUUGUGUGGAUUUUUUUUCUUUUUUAAUGGAUGACUCUGAAAACCCUCACAAAUGCAUUUGAAACUGGGGACAGAGGAGUUGGUUCUACUUUGCUGCCAUCUACUGUUGACGGAGAAAAUGAGGCAUGAAGGCAAAAAAGACCCCCUCCUUGCCCCCCCCCCCCCCCCCCACCCAUCCCCAACGUAUAACGAGACAAACGUUAUGUUUUAAUUAACAGAUUCAUGAAUUACUUUCAGAUUUACUGUAGACAGUAGAAGAUGGUGAGCCUGCUGUGAUGUGUUUGAAUGUGCUUGCCAUACUUUUUAAAGCAAGUUGUUGGAAGAUCAACUGAGAACCUCUGACUGGAAGCUUCACCGAAGCUUUCUAUGCAUUCACACUAUCUCUUGUCUAAUGAUGCUUGUGAAGCACUUAAGAGUUGCAGAGUGUGUGUUUAACUUAAAUAACCAUUUGAACAUGAUAUUUGCAGAGACUUCAGGCAUUUGUUGUGUUAACAGCAUGAUGUGUUGGAUAUGCAGUAUGUUGCUGGUGGUUUGUUAUCUGCUACCUAGUGUUCUGUGUCGAUUUGACUGAAUCUGCCGGAAAACUGAGAUACAUUGAUUUGUGCAGUGCAGUGCAGGUGGACAACUUCAGUGUUUUGAAAUACCAAAGAACUGUGUUUAUACACACUCGACGUGUUUACAUGGAUACCAGUGUUCCGUUAGCAACCAGAUUAAGACAUAAGUCGGAAUAAGACGCCGCCGUGUAAACAACAUUAAACCGGAAUAAGCAAUGAUCUAAUUAAGACAUGCAAUAUUCCAACCUUACACAAACAUGUAAUGUUUGUGUAAUGUUUUCAGUGUUUUGCAACAUCAACAUUCGUCAGUUAACAUCGACUUGACGACACGUGCCCUGGGUUCAAGUGUCGUAAUGGCCUGAGUCACAUUCUGAUUCUCUGCUGUGUAACUUGAAAACAGGAAUACUCUAUUAACAACUCAUGUGAACAUCGUAAUUUAGAUAUUGUAUGUCUUAUUCAGAAUAAGGGAAAUAGUCUGAUUAUUGGUGUCUGUGUAAACAUAGUCAGUGACUUGACUUGUAACAGUUCCACCUCUGUUUAACAAGACCACAGUAUCAUGUACAAUGCUGCCAACAUGCAAAUGUCUUCAUUGUGAAGUUUUGUUGUUUUGUUUUCAUAAACUUUUUUCUACUUUG
Molecule: messenger RNA, 5525 nt
Organism: Platichthys flesus (European flounder)
Lineage: Eukaryota; Metazoa; Chordata; Actinopteri; Pleuronectiformes; Pleuronectidae
Gene: mical2a
Product: microtubule associated monooxygenase, calponin and LIM domain containing 2a
Exons: 22
Coding region: 281-3655 (1124 amino acids)
Molecular function (GO): FAD binding; protein binding
Source: RefSeq, a predicted model, not a curated record